GCGCUGCCGCCGAGAAUCGGGUUCAGGCGGAUGCUCUGAAUGAAUCUCACCUCUACUUCGUAAAGGCAGAGCAAGGUUAUAUGUCGAGAAGCCCUGUAGGCACAGAACGAGUCUGCUAGCUGCACUGCUGACGCUUGCGUUCGACUGUCCAUCAUGUCGUCUGCUCCGAGCUCGCCCGUGCGUUCUUCAUCGCCACCACGUGAUUCGCAAGAUGGCUUGGACCCGUUUCCUGAUGAGACGGAGGAGCUUGCACGCCAAGAGGCUAGCGAUGUUCCCUACUCUCACGACGGUGUCGAGGAGGAAGAAGGGGAAGGGGAGGAUCUCUUUGGUGAUGACAUGGGCGCCGACUACCGUGCGAUAGAGCAGCUCGAUCGCUAUGACCCCGAGAUGCUGGAUGAUGCCAGUGACAUUUCAGAGUUGAGCCAGAAUCAACGUGCUGAAGCAGAACGCCUGAUGCGUGCACGCGAUCGGCGCAUGGGCAUGCAAGUUCGAGGCCGCUCACGCAUGCCACGGGGAUUGGGCUUUGGUGACGAUGAGGAAGAGGAGGAAGAUUCGGGCGAACCCCGUCCCCAGCGUCGGCGUCUGGCUGAACGGGCUCUCCAGCCAGAGCAAGAGGGCGAAGACAUGGAUGUGAAUGACGACGAGCCGAUCAUUGAGAAUCUCGAAGACCGCAAAGGUCACACGACUCGCGAGUGGGUGCAAAUGGAGUCUCCACGCCGUGAAAUUCACCGUCGCUUCAAGCUAUUCUUGCGCAACACGGAAGAGAAGGGUGUCAAAAUCUAUCAGGUGAAGAUUCGGGAGCUCGCGCAAAGCAACGCUGAAUCUCUCGUCAUCAGCUAUCGCUCUCUCUGCGAAGAAUCGCCAACCUUGGCCAUUUACGCAAGCGAUGCCCCGGCUGAGAUGCUUCAGAUCUUUGAUGCGGCCGCACGCGAUGUUGUACUCGAGUCAUACCCUUACUAUGAUGAGAUUCGAUCGGAGAUUCACGUGCGCAUCUCCGAUCUGCCCGUCGUUGAGAACAUCCGUGAUUUGCGUCAGCACCACCUGAACAUGCUCAUCAAGGUCAGCGGCGUUGUCACGCGCCGCACAGGCGUCUUCCCUCAGCUCAAGGUUGUCAAAUACAACUGUGAAAAAUGUGGCUACUUGAUUGGCCCGAUUGUGCAAGAUAACAUUCGAGAGGUGUCUGUCAACAACUGCCCGAGCUGUCAAUCUCGAGGACCUUUUAGCGUGAAUGCGGAGGAAACGAUCUACCGCAACUUUCAGCGUGCUACCAUUCAGGAGUCUCCCGGUACCGUUCCAGCCGGCCGGUUACCACGUCAGAAGGAAGUCAUUCUUCUUUGGGAUUACGUCGAUUAUGUCAAGCCGGGCGACGAAGUGCUCUUGACGGGAAUUUAUCGCAACAACUUUGACAGCGCACUGAACGCCAAGCACGGCUUUCCCAUCUUUGCGACUGUGAUCGAGGCCAACUUUAUCGAGAAACGUGCCGAUAAGCUGUUCCAGGAUGGCAUUACAGACGACGAUAUUAAAGAGAUUCAAGCGCUUGCCGCUGAUGAGAACAUUGGUCGGCGCAUCGUGCGAAGCAUCGCACCGUCCAUUUAUGGGCAUGAGGAUAUCAAAACGGCAUUGGCAUUGGCCAUGUUCGGGGGCGAGGCUAAGAAUCCCGGUGGCAAGCACCGCGUUCGUGGUGACAUCAACGUUUUGGUCUUGGGCGACCCUGGCACGGCCAAGUCGCAGUUUCUCAAGUACAUUGAGAAGACGUCGCAUCGCGCCGUUUUUACGACGGGUCAAGGCGCCUCCGCGGUGGGUCUGACAGCCUCGGUGAGCCGCGAUCCUGUGACGCGCGAGUGGACCUUGCAGGGUGGAGCUUUGGUGUUGGCGGACCAAGGCGUCUGUUUGAUUGACGAGUUUGACAAGAUGAACGACCAGGACCGGACCAGCAUCCACGAGGCCAUGGAACAGCAAUCCAUUUCCGUCUCCAAGGCUGGCAUUAUCACCAGUCUGCAAGCCCGCUGCUCCGUGAUUGCGGCAGCCAACCCCAUCCGUGGCCGUUAUCAGCCGGGUCUUACUUUCAGUCAAAAUGUGGACCUGACCGAGCCCAUCCUCUCUCGCUUUGACAUUCUCUGUGUGGUCAAAGAUACGGCUGACCCCAUCAAAGAUGAGCGCCUGGCGAGCUUCGUUGUGGACAGUCACAUGAACAAUCAUCCCGAGAGUCAGCGAGGGGCUGGUACGACGAUCACUUCAAGGCCUGGCGAGAUUUCUCAGGAGCUGUUGCGCAAAUACAUCAAGUACUCGAAGAAGAUUCAUCCCAAGCUGCAGGACAUGGAUCAGGACAAGAUUGCCAACCUGUAUGCCGAGUUGCGUCGGGAGGCAGAGAUUACGGGCAGCAUCCCCAUUACCGUGCGUCACAUCGAGUCGAUGAUCCGGAUGGCAGAGGCGCAUGCUCGCAUGCACUUGCGUGAGUAUGUGCGCUCGGAUGACGUGGACCUGGCCAUACGUGUCAUGCUAACAAGCUUUAUUGAGACGCAAAAGUUCUCAGUCAUGAAGACGAUGCAGCGGCACUUUCAAAAGUACAUUACCUAUCGCCGGGACAACAAUGAGCUCCUGCUCUUUAUCCUGCAGGAGCUUGUGGCAGAGACACAGCGCUUCCGUAUUUCGCGCGGCGAAGACAUGGAUCUGGGUCAACUGGAAGUGGACUUGAAUGACUUUGUGGCCAAGGGGCAGGAAAGGCGUUGA
Monosiga brevicollis MX1 is the source of this 2730-nucleotide messenger RNA. RefSeq lists its product as uncharacterized. NCBI's taxonomy places the organism in Eukaryota, Choanoflagellata, Craspedida, Salpingoecidae. The record is from RefSeq and is a predicted model, not a curated record. Gene Ontology annotation, biological process: double-strand break repair via break-induced replication; DNA replication; mitotic DNA replication initiation. Gene Ontology annotation, molecular function: single-stranded DNA helicase activity; ATP binding; 3'-5' DNA helicase activity. The coding region runs from base 154 to 2730 and encodes 858 amino acids. The transcript is spliced from 17 exons. Gene Ontology annotation, cellular component: nucleus; MCM complex.